AUGCAGGUGACAGUUGCUUUGCUGCUUGGAUUUGUUCUCUCGCUGAGCACACUGGAGGCCCGUCCUUGGAGCCCUAGCGAUCCGAUGCAGCCGUCAUUAUUUCAACUCUACAAGAAUCAGAAGCAACGUAACCUGGCCAAAAUACAGCUAAUGCCACAGAAUGCCAUCAGCUUUGUGGGACCCAGGCAGGCGACAUCUCUCGAAGAUGAUGAUGACGCGUAUUACGCAGACGACUACGAAGCUGGAAAUGAAAAUGCGCCCGUAGACUACACGGAAUCUGAGGAGGACGAUGAUGAUUACGGCUGGCGUUGA
Molecule: messenger RNA, 312 nt
Organism: Drosophila hydei
Lineage: Eukaryota; Metazoa; Arthropoda; Insecta; Diptera; Drosophilidae
Exons: 2
Coding region: 1-312 (103 amino acids)
Source: RefSeq, a predicted model, not a curated record